AUGACUUAUGACAAAGAUAUUGUGGAAAUAUUUGCCUCAUCCAGAGAUCCGAAAGAGCUGGAAUAUUACUGGUUGGAAUUUAGGAAAGAAACUGGUGAAAAGUACAAAGAUUUGUUCUUAAAGUCAAUAAAAGAAGAUAAUAAGGAGGCAAAAGACUUCGGUUACAAAAACAAAGCGGAGCAUAACGUAGCUAAGUAUGAAGACAAAGAAUUUUUACAAAAUAUGGCUAAAGAGAUGGAGAAGAUUCUGCCAUUGUAUAAGCAAAUACAUGCAUAUGUAAGGAAGAAAUUAAGGGAUUUUUAUAAAAAUGAAGAUAUCCCGAAAGAUGGGCCUAUUCCAGCUCACCUUCUAGGUAAUAUGUAUGGCCAAAAUUGGGUUAACAUUUUCCCUAUUGUUAAACCCUAUCCAAAAAGCGGUGGGCUACCGAAUGUUACCAAAGCUAUGCUCAGAAAGAAAAUGGAUCCACUUGAUUUGUUUAUCAUGGCAGAGCGAUUUUUUGCAUCCAUCGGAUUAAAAAAAAUGACACCUUAUUUUUGGAGAAGAUCUGUAAUAACGAAAUUGGACGGACGAGAAAUGGAUUGUCACGCUUCUGCGCAUGACUUCUUCGAUGGGAAAAAUUUUAGGAUCAAAAUGUGUACUCAAGUGAAUUCCGAAAAUCUAGAAGUAAUCCAUCAUGAAAUGGGUCACAUAGAAUAUUACAUGCAUUAUAGCCAUCUGCCACUUGUGUUCCGUAGUUCUGCAAAUCCAGGGUUCCACGAGGCUAUUGGGGAUGCCAUAUCUUUGUCUGUCUUGACUCCAAGUUAUUUCAGGCAAGUUGGUCUUUUGAAAAAAAGUGAAAUUAAGAAAGAUGAAAAAUUUACUAUCAAUUAUUUGAUGGAAAUAGCUCUGAUAUAUGCAGUGACCCCUAGUUAUGCAUACAUUAUAGAUUAUUGGAGAAAUCAAGUUUAUAAUGGAACUAUUAAGAUUAAGGAGUUAAAUAAAAUGUAUUGGAAAUAUAGGUUGAGAUAUCAGGGAUUGUGUCCACCUUCCAAAAGAACUGAGAAGAAUUUCGACAUUGGUGCUAAAUACCAUAUUCCAACUGGAGUAGAAUACUUCAGAUACUUUGUAGCGAACAUAGUGCAAUUUCAAAUUCACAAAAUUCUGUGCAAGGAAGCAGGUCACAACGGGCCUCUGCAUGAAUGUAAUAUUUACAAGAACAAGAAAGCUGGUAAAGUAUUUGCGUAA
Molecule: messenger RNA, 1224 nt
Organism: Argiope bruennichi
Lineage: Eukaryota; Metazoa; Arthropoda; Arachnida; Araneae; Araneidae
Product: angiotensin-converting enzyme-like
Exons: 10
Coding region: 1-1224 (407 amino acids)
Biological process (GO): proteolysis
Cellular component (GO): plasma membrane
Molecular function (GO): peptidyl-dipeptidase activity; metallopeptidase activity
Source: RefSeq, a predicted model, not a curated record